Messenger RNA from Cutaneotrichosporon cavernicola, 2067 nucleotides. RefSeq lists its product as uncharacterized. Gene Ontology annotation, molecular function: metalloexopeptidase activity; dipeptidyl-peptidase activity. The record is from RefSeq and is a predicted model, not a curated record. Gene Ontology annotation, cellular component: cytoplasm. The transcript has a single exon. Gene Ontology annotation, biological process: proteolysis. Bases 1 to 2067 code for a protein of 688 amino acids. Lineage: Eukaryota; Fungi; Basidiomycota; Tremellomycetes; Trichosporonales; Trichosporonaceae.
AUGUCCAUGAACACGCUCGGCGCGGCGUUAUACUACGCCGACGCCAACGCGCCCAUCUGUCCUCUGGCCAUCAAGGAGCACUUUGACAAGCUGAGCCCCAAGGAGCAGCUGUACGCGCACCACAUUGCGAAGGCGUCAUGGAUCGGUGGCCGCGUCAUCCUGAAGCAGACGACGCCCGUCGCGGCCGACCUGUUCGACCUUGUGCGCGCGACGUUCAGCAGCACCGACCCAAGUAAGCUCGGCGACCUCGAGGCACAGCGCAAGGCCUCCGGACUGUCUGAAGAAGACUUCACCAGCGUGCUCGAGUACGCUGCGCAGGUGCUAGGCAACCUCGCCAACUUUAAGAGCUUUGGCGACUCCAAGUUCAUCCCGCGGGUUGAGGCGGCCAAAUUCCGUGCUGUGGUCGAGGCCGCUCCGCGCAGUCAGGAAGCCCUCCCUCUCUUCGACAAGCUCCAGGAGGAGAUCUAUGCUAUCAAGCCUUCGGCUAGAACGCUCCUCGGCUACCCCGACUCUGGGCACGUUACGGGCUAUUACUCGGACGACGUCACGCAGGCCGACAUCAAGGCUGUGCAGAAAUGGUAUGAGGGGCGGGGAAAGGACGCAAUCAACACUCGCCUCUUUAAGCGCGGGGACGUGUUUGAGCUGCGCGUCGCUAGCGCCGAUAAGGCGCCGACCGAGGCGUACGACGUGCCGGGGCUCGGGAAGCUCGAGGUCGUGUUCGGCGACUUUAGCGAGGAGAUGAAGGGAGUUGCGGAUGAGUUGGCUGCGGCGAUCCCUCACGCCGCCAACGAGCACCAGCGCAAGAUGCUCGAGGCAUAUGUGCGUCACUUCCACUCUGGCGACGUCGACGAGCACAAGGAAAGCCAGCGCGAGUGGAUCCAGGACAUUGGACCCACCGUCGAGUCCAACAUUGGCUUUAUCGAGACUUACCGCGACCCGGCAGGUGUGCGUGCCGAGUUCGAGGGCUUUGUCGCCAUGGUCAACAAGGAGAUGACGAAGAAGUUUGAGCGUCUCGUCGACUCGGCUGAGAAGUUCAUCCCCAAGUUGCCAUGGGGCCCGGAAUUUGAGAAGGACAAGUUCCGCAAGCCUGACUUUACGUCGCUCGAGGUUCUGACAUUCUCGACGGGCGGUGUGCCGGCCGGCAUCAACAUUCCCAACUACGACGAUAUACGGAUGACGCUUGGGUUCAAGAACGUGUCCCUAGGCAAUGUGUUGAACGCCAAGGCGCCCGACGAGAAAAUCACCUUCCUGGGCGAGGAGGAUGCGGCGUUAUUCCAGCGUCUGCGCGGCCCAGCAUUCGAGGUACAAGUCGGCAUCCACGAGCUCUUGGGACACGGCAGCGGCAAGCUCCUGCAAGAGAAUGCGGACGGGACGGCCAAUUUCGACAUGACGAACCCGCCUACCAACCCGUUGACCGGUAAGCCCGUGGAGCACUGGUAUGGGCCUGGCGAGACGUGGGGGAGCCGGUUCAAGACGAUUGCCGCGAGCUACGAGGAAUGCCGAGCGGAAGCGGUUGCCAUGUCGCUCAGCACCGACAAGACACUUCUCGAGAUCUUCGGACACACGGCCACGUCGGCCGAGAAUGCCGACGACAUCAUGUAUGUCGGGUGGCUCCAAAUGGCGCGUGCUGGCCUAAUCGCCCUCGAGUUCUACGACCCCCAAGCCAAGAAAUGGGGCCAGGCACACAUGCAGGCGCGCCAUGCUCUUCUGCGCGUCUUCCUCGAAGCCGGCCUAGUCGUCAUUGAAGAAGGAAAUGGCGAUCUGACAGUCAAGAUGACCCGCGAGGCAAUCACGACUACGGGUCAAAAAGCUGUGGAUACGUUCCUCACCGCGUUACAGAUCUACAAGGCGACGGGCGACGUCGAGGGCGGAAGCGCGCUGUAUGACAAGUACACCGGAGUCGGGGAGGAGUGGAUGCCCCGCCGCGAGAUCGUGUUGGCUAAGCGCCAACCCCGCAAGUUGCUGCUGCAGGCCAACACGUUCAUGGAGGGCGAGGGGGUGCGGCUCCAGGAGUACGACGCGACGCUGCCGGGCUUCAUUGCGAGUUAUCUGGAGCGUGGCAUUUAG